Messenger RNA from Bufo bufo (common toad), 2005 nucleotides. RefSeq names its product tryptophan hydroxylase 1 (gene TPH1). Bases 90 to 1517 code for a protein of 475 amino acids. The transcript has 12 exons. Gene Ontology annotation, cellular component: neuron projection. Lineage: Eukaryota; Metazoa; Chordata; Amphibia; Anura; Bufonidae. Gene Ontology annotation, molecular function: tryptophan 5-monooxygenase activity; iron ion binding. The record is from RefSeq and is a predicted model, not a curated record. Gene Ontology annotation, biological process: aromatic amino acid metabolic process; serotonin biosynthetic process.
CUCAGUGUGACGAGAAGAUCUAGUGCUAACCAGACCGUGCACUACACACCAGCCCAGAGCACUCUGCCCUCUGCUGCAUCCACAGAGGCAUGUAUAGCCGCCAAGCAGACAGACCUCGCAGAGUUAAGUCUUUUGACUCCAUGAGCGUAAAUUGUGAGGAUGGCCAAAUAAAUAAUGAGCUCAACAAGUCAAAUUACAUGAGUAGUGAAGACAACAAAGAGAAUAAUGAGAACGCAGUGCAGGAGGGCCGAGUAACUGUGAUAUUUUCCAUUAAAAAUGAAGUCGGAGGACUUGUGAAGGCACUGAAACUUUUUCAGGAGAAACAUGUUAAUCUCAUUCACAUUGAAUCUCGUACAUCAAAAAGAAAUUCGGAGUUUGAAAUAUUCCUGGACUGUGACAGUAACCGAGAGCAGCUGAAUGAGAUCUUCCAGCUGCUCAGGCCACAUGUCAAUCUGAUCACCAUGAACCCGCAGGAGGACUUCAGUGUUGAGGAGGAUGAUAUGGAAAGUGUUCCUUGGUUUCCCAUUAAAAUCUCCGAUCUGGAUAAAUCGGCAAACAGAGUGCUGAUGUACGGAUCCGACCUGGAUGCGGAUCACCCUGGUUUCAAGGACAACGUGUAUCGCAGGAGGAGGAAGUACUUUGCAGAUGUGGCAAUGAACUACAGAUAUGGGGAUCCAAUACCUCAUAUUGAAUUUACUGAAGAGGAGGUGAAGACUUGGGGCACGGUUUUUCGAGAGCUGAAUAAAUUAUACCAAACCCAUGCCUGCCGAGAGUAUCUGAAGAACCUUCCUCUACUAGUCAAACACUGUGGAUACCGGGAAGACAAUAUUCCCCAACUAGAAGAUGUUUCAAGAUUUCUUAAAGAGCACUCGGGAUUUACAAUCCGCCCUGUUGCUGGCUAUUUAUCGCCUAGAGAUUUCUUGGCUGGCUUAGCAUUUCGGGUCUUCCACUGCACCCAAUAUGUGAGACAUAGUUCUGACCCCCUGUAUACCCCAGAACCUGACACUUGCCAUGAGCUCCUUGGACAUGUUCCUCUUCUGGCUGAACCAAGUUUUGCACAGUUUUCCCAAGAAAUUGGCCUGGCAUCUUUAGGGGCAUCGGAUGAAGCUGUUCAGAAACUGGCUACCUGCUACUUUUUCACAGUGGAAUUCGGUUUGUGCAAGCAAGAGGGAAUGCUGAAGGUGUACGGAGCUGGAUUGCUCUCUUCCAUAAGUGAACUCAAACACUCGGUCUCAGGGAAUGCCAAUGUAAAGCCUUUUGAUCCUAUGGUAACCUGCACUCAGGAGUGUAUCAUUACCUCCUUCCAGGAGGUAUACUUUUACUCUGAAAGUUUUGAAGAAGCCAAAGAAAAAAUGAGGGAGUUUGCAAAGACCAUUAAGAGACCAUUUGGACUGAAAUACAAUCCAUACACCCAAAGUGUGCAGAUCCUUAAAGACACCCAGAGCAUCACCAACUUGGUGAGCGAGUUGCGCCAUGAACUAGAUAUCCUUCAACCUUCACUUUUGUCUAUCUUCUGACACAGAAAUGAUAAGGCCCAACCCAAAGCUCAGAGGGGCCGACUUUCACCACUGAGAAAGGUGGUAAAUGUACAAGCUCCCCCCAUUCUGAUUUUAGGCCCAAAAUUCUGCAUUGAAUAAUUCCAGAAAAUAUCUAUGUAAGGGAGCUCUGUUUAUCUUACUGCAUAAUUCAUAUAAUUCUGACUACCUACAGCCACCACUAGAGGGAGCUAACUACAUAUGGACUUACAAAACUACGGUAGUACUCAACCAUGGUAGCUGCAAUAGCUGCUAUGACAGUGUCGGGGGAAGCAUUUAUGGACUCUCUUCUAUCAACAAUCAUAUAUAACAUGUCUUUAUGGCAGGUACAUUAAAUGGUAGUGCCUACGGGUACUUUCACACUAGCGUUGCUGGAUUCCGGCAGGAAAUCCGGAACUGCAUGCCGGAUCCGGCAAUCUGUAUGCAAACGGAUACCAUUUGUAGACAGAUCCGGAUACAUCUCACCAAUG